GUGCCGGCGGCUGGCUCGCGUACAGUGCGGUCGCACCUCGCCAUGCGCACACGCUCGCUACAUGGCGCGUCGCCUGGCGCUGCUUGCGCUGCUGGCGUGCGCGGCGGCUGCCAUCCGCCCGCCGCCACACUCCUACGACGUUUCCGACUCAGAAUCCUUAGACCCCUUCGUGCUCUGGGACGAUUAUGAGUCCUUCGAAACAACCCCCCGCCCUCCGCGACCGCGAACCACUAAAAUCAGUGCCAAAGUGAUAUUGAAGGCCAAAAGUCCCAAAGUGAACGUGACUAUGAAGAACACCAAAGGUGAAAAUAAAAAAAACGUUUUAAAGUCGACAACAAUCAAUAUUGAAAGUCACACUAAUUUCAUUAUGACGAAGAAGCCGACUAUAAUUGCUGCACAAAUCCCGGCGAAGGUUCCGUUGCGGCCAUACGUGACGGUAGUGGACCAGUACGAGUGGGUGGAGCAGCCGGGCGGUGCGCAGGCGACGCGGCCGCGGCCCAGCACGACGCAGCGGCCGCGGCCCAGCACGACGCAGCGGCCGCGCCCGCCGUCCACGCCACGCCGCCGCCCGCCCUCCACCACGCGCCGCCCGACCACUCGAGCUGUGCGGCGCACCACCAAAUCGAAGCCUAAACAGCAGACUAAGAAGACAACCACCUGUCCGCCUAAAAACACCGGAUGGUUAUCGACUUACUUCCAAGGGAACAAAAUCAAAAGAGCCCCAACAAAGCAAACAAAAUCAGGUUGGUUUUUAGGGUUCCUUUCAAAAGUGUAUAACUGGGUUUCGAAGUCUGCGUGGAGUUGGUUCAAGGGCAAGAAGACCAAAAAGGAGUCGACGACCACGACAACAACCCCGCCUCCCGUCGCCCCUGCUGCUUCCAGCGACUGGUUCCAAAACCUGCUGGAGUCGGAGGAAGGUGACGACGGCGCUUACAUGACCACAGAAGCCAAUAAAAAGCCGGCUAAGAAGUCGCUGAAAAAGAACUAUAAAGGCUAUCAGCUGCUGCGGGCGUAUCCGGACGCUCAGUGGAAAGUCCAUGAGCUGUUAGACCUUCAGGAGGAGGGCCAGGGCUCGGGGCUGAUGUGGUGGACCGCGCCGUCGCUCAACGGGUCUACCGACCUCCUAGUACCUGCUGACCUGCUGGUCGACGUCAAGGACCAUCUCAAGUCUUCGAAGAUUGACUUUGACGUGGUUAUUUGGGAUUUGCAGAAAGCCAUAACGUACGAGAAUCCACGGCUGUCGAAGAAACAGCGUUUGGAGUUAGAGCACCUCCGUGGUCACCCGAUGACGUGGCGCCGCUACCACCGCUAUGCAGACAUCUUGCGCUACCUUGAGUACAUACAACACUCGCAUGCUGACCUGGUCGAGUUGAUACCGCUGGGCAGGUCCUCUGAAGGGUUACCGCUUGUGGCUGUGAAGAUAUCUUUACCAACGAACGAAACGUAUGCGAAAGAGAGCAAGAAAAACAAAAAGAAGUGGCAGUUGCGCUCGCGCAUGAAGCCGGCGGUGUGGCUGGAGGGCGGUGCGCAUGCGCGGGAGUGGAUAGCGCCCGCUGUUGCCACGUGGAUGAUACACGCGCUAGUCGAGGGUGAAAAAGGUCUAGGUGCCGAGUAUGAGAUGUUGGAGCAAGCGGACUUCUACAUCCUGCCCGUGAUGAACCCCGACGGAUACGAACACUCUCACACGCACGACCGGCUCUGGAUGAAAACUAGAAGUCGCAUCACCGACACCGACGACUAUUAUGCCAGCUGGUUUCCAUGGAACUGGGGCCGCACUGAAUGCGUGGGCGUCGACGCAGACCGCAACUGGGACUACCACUGGGGCGAGCAGGACGCGUCGCGGGACCCCUGCGCGGACAACUAUGCGGGCCCGCACCCCUUCAGCGAACCCGAGACGCGCGCCGUCUCAGAGUUCCUCGCCGAACACCGCGGACAAAUUAAGGUUUACUUAUCCCUGCACGCGUAUUCCCAAGCGUGGUUGUUGCCCACGUCGCAUGCUCACGCGCCGUUUGCCGACGACGGAGUACUCAUGGAGAUGGGAAAGCUUGCCACCGCUGCUCUGGCGGACAUGUAUGGUACCAAAUACCAGGUGGGUACCGCGUCAGAGAUCAGGCAGCCAGCAUCAGGCAUGUCGCACGACUGGGCGAAGGCCCGCGCUGGUAUUAAGUUCGCAUACCACGUGGACCUUCGAGACUCCUUCGGACCGUACGGUUUCCUGCUCCCUGGCUCGCAGAUCGUCUCCACCGCUAGGGAAACCUGGCAGGCAGUCAAAGCAAUCGUCGACAAUUUGCAUGAGUAGACCAGUAUCUCCCUAUUAGUGAGUGAAUAUCGAAAGGGCUUCGAAACAACAUCAAUCGAAACAAAUAAGAAUAAGACUAUCAAUUCCGCGACUUGCCGCAUGGAUAUUUGAGCAUCACCAAUGCACUAUACAGUGCAACAAACACAGCCAAAGGAUGAGUCUCGAAUUACAAAGUGUUUGUUAACUGAGUCGCGGCCCCGUCAACUUUGGUAACUACUGAACUAGGCCGUUAAUCUGUCACAUAAACAGCCUAUGUCUCAUUGCUAGGCACAGGCCGCCACUCAAUCAAACGGAGGAUAGGUACUCAACCGCCAUUUAAUCCAACGGAGGUAUAGAUAUUCAAAUUCAAAAAUAUCUUUAUUCAGUAGGUAACAUAGUUAUACAUUGAAACGUCUUUUAUUAAAUAACGAACGUCUCAUCCUGAAACUACUGCAGCUCUCCACAAGCUGUAUAGCCGGGAAAAAAAGAAGCUGCAAGAAAAGCCUCGGCACAGGACAUGACGUUCUUUUAAAAAUAAAAAAAUAUUGUUAUACAAUUUAGUAAUUUGGCCGCCUAAUAUCAGUUCCCAGACAGUUUAUCCCAUGCAUUCAUCUUAUACAUAACCAUAACAUAACAUUACCUCCACCAACCCGCAGUGGAGCAGCGUGGUAGAGUAUGCUCCAUACCCCCUCCGGUUGAUUGAGGGGAGGCCUGUGCCCAGCAGUGGGACGUAUAUAGGCAGUCAUCUUAUAAUAACUUUUUCUUUUUUACAAAGUUUACUCCAUCACAAAUAAUAAACACUAUCUUACCUAUGUACUACUUAUUUAAAAGUGUAUUAUCCGGAUCGGUUUGAGAUCUAAGAACUCUAAUAUAUGACGCUACCUACUACACAAUAGGUACAUAAGAUGUAGGUUUUUACUAUAAUAGGAAAUUUAUAUUUAUGUUAGCAAAUGGCACUCACUUGCCAAGCAUUAGUUUUUUACUAGGCAUGUACUUAUUUACUAGUAACUGUGUGAUAGUCUACGUAGGAAGAUUCAAAUUUUAAAUAAUUAGGUAGGCAACGCCUACGUUAAUAAAUGUUUUACCCUAGAUAUCAAAAAAUACUAGUAGAUUUGAUAAUGUAUAAAACUGUAAUAAAGUACAAACAUGUU
Messenger RNA from Pectinophora gossypiella (pink bollworm), 3429 nucleotides. Its product is annotated as carboxypeptidase A2-like. Bases 62 to 2299 code for a protein of 745 amino acids. Gene Ontology annotation, molecular function: zinc ion binding; metallocarboxypeptidase activity. The transcript has 9 exons. Gene Ontology annotation, biological process: proteolysis. The record is from RefSeq and is a predicted model, not a curated record. Lineage: Eukaryota; Metazoa; Arthropoda; Insecta; Lepidoptera; Gelechiidae.